AUGGUUUCGGUCUCCAGAAUUAUGUUACCACUCUCUAUGUUCUUAACCAUACUUUUGGCUUCAAAGUUCAAGGCUGGUGAGAGUGGAAUUUUUACUGACAAUGUGAAAGUUCUAAUCACCAACAAAUUAACUAAUAUGUUGCUCGGUCUUCAUUGCAAAGACAAGAAUCAUGAUCUUGGGUUUCAAGUAUUGCAGGUUGGACAAACAUACAGUUUCGAGUUUCAGAUUACUUUGAUAUUGAAUAAGCUGUAUUAUUGCAGCUUUAAUUGGAGAACAGGUUCUCACUAUUUUGACAUUUAUGAUCAAGUGCGAGAUAACUGCACUUUUUGUGUUUGGCAUAUUUAUGCAACGGGACCAUGUCUUGUUAGAAAAGAUGAUCUUGAUUGCUUUCACUGGAACACAAUAGCUCACGGAGGGAGGCAUCUUAGUAAAGGGAAUAACACUCUUGAAGUGUAA
Molecule: messenger RNA, 456 nt
Organism: Gastrolobium bilobum
Lineage: Eukaryota; Viridiplantae; Streptophyta; Magnoliopsida; Fabales; Fabaceae
Product: S-protein homolog 5-like
Exons: 1
Coding region: 1-456 (151 amino acids)
Source: RefSeq, a predicted model, not a curated record